Messenger RNA from Knipowitschia caucasica, 219 nucleotides. The record is from the annotation of a GenBank genome assembly. Lineage: Eukaryota; Metazoa; Chordata; Actinopteri; Gobiiformes; Gobiidae.
AUGAAGCGAGAACCCAAGACCAAACCUCUGCCUCUGCCUCUGCCUCAGCCUCUUCCUCAGCCUCAGCCUCUGCCCCAGCCUCUCCCUCUGCCUCAGCCUCUGCCCCAGCCUCUCCCUCUGCCCCAGCCUCAGCCUCUGCCUCAGCCUCUGCAGACUGAGUGGACAGGACAGGCCGCAGAUGGCAUCCUUCAGGGCACAGGCGACAUGUGUGACCCGUGA